AUGGAAGGCCUCCUCGCUGAGAUCAACAAGAAGAAGGAGGCCACCGCAGGCGAGAGCUCGGGCGGCAGCAAGUACAUGCGCCGCGGGGAAGCCGAGCGCGCCGCCGAAGCAGCGCGUGAGCGCAAGCGCGACGAGGAUCGUCGAAAGCGUGAAGAGGAGGAGGACGCCGAGCGGGAGCGCAAGAGCGAGCGUGCUGGCCGGAUGCGCAAGGAGGCCGAGGCCAUGCGCAACGCUUCGCUCUCCGCGCUUGCCGAUGGCGACGACACGCCCGGCGGCUCGCCUGCCCCGGACGCCGCGGCCAAAGAGCGCGGUCAGAACAUUACGUGGGACGAGUGCGUGCGGCGACUGCGGUCCAAGGGCCAGCCGAUCCGCCUGUUCGGCGAGACGGACAAGGACGUCCGCCACCGUCUGCGCGCGCUCGAGCUGCUCGGCGACAGGGGAAGCAAGGACCAGGUCGACUUUAAGCGCGCCGUGGAGGACCUCGAGGCGCGUGAGCUGGAGCGUAAGGCUCGCGGAGAGGACAAGACCCAGGCCGAAAAGGAAAAGAGCGACAAGCGGCGCCAGCCCGAUGGCCCGCUGGACCUCGGCCUGAUCAAGACAGACUUUAACAAGCUCCACCCGCUGAUCUACUGGGCGUUCAAGAACCUCCUCAACGAGUGGGAGGAGUGGCUCGCUGCCAGGCCAGACGACGUCAGGCGCAGCACAGAAGGCAAGCUGGCCGCGGCCAACCACGCCCAGUCGGCCCAGAACCUCAAGCCCCUCUUCCGCAUGCUGCGCAGCCGCGAGGCUCCCGAGGGCGUCGUCCGCCUCCUCGCCGAGGUGGUCCACUACGUCCAGAUCCGCUCGUACCAAAAGGCAAACGACGCGUACCUCCGCUUGUCCAUUGGAAACGCCGCCUGGCCGCUCGGCGUCACCAGCGUCGGUAUCCACGCGCGUUCGUCCCAGGGCAAGAUCACAGACAACAUUGCGCACGUCCUCAACGACGAGGUGUCGAGAAAGUAUAUCCAGGCCGUCAAGAGGCUGCUCACCUUCUCGCAAACUGUCCGUCCACCAGACAGCAUUUCCCAGAUGAUGGGUUAG
This is a messenger RNA of Apiotrichum porosum, 1080 nucleotides long. It is a transcript of the gene PRP18, whose product is annotated as mRNA splicing protein prp18. Bases 1 to 1080 code for a protein of 359 amino acids. Lineage: Eukaryota; Fungi; Basidiomycota; Tremellomycetes; Trichosporonales; Trichosporonaceae. The transcript has 4 exons. Gene Ontology annotation, cellular component: U5 snRNP; U2-type post-spliceosomal complex; U4/U6 x U5 tri-snRNP complex. The record is from RefSeq and is a predicted model, not a curated record. Gene Ontology annotation, biological process: generation of catalytic spliceosome for second transesterification step; RNA splicing.